AUGGGCUUCCCAGCAUGGGCCGUCAGACCAAAAGGGGAUUCGCCUUCGGGCUUCCCAGCAUGGGCCGUCAGACCAAUGACAGAUUCGCGUGCGGGAGUGACAGCACAGGCAGAGGGGGAGAGUUCAGCAGCAGAUGCCACAGCAGCAGCUGCAGCAGAGCGGGUGGUAUGGCGGGAAUUGUAUGGAAGGGUGGCAGUCUAUAACGAGGAUGCAGUGAGCUUCGUUGUGAGGGCUGCAGAGUGGAUUGGGAGAGGAGGGGGGGAUGGGGAGAGUGCAGCAGGAGGGGAGGGUGCGGUGGAGGGUGGUAGACGGGGGGCAGGGGAGAGUGCAGAUGCAGGAGAAGGGGAGGAGCAACAGGAGCCGUACGAUCUGGUGCUGGUGGAUGUGUUCGACGGCUCAGAUGAGACUCCGUCGGAGCUGCUGGAUAGGGACGGCCCGUUCCUGAGAGCCUUGGCUCGGGUGGUGCAUCCGAAGCACGGCACACUGGUGUUGAACGUGCAUGCAGACGUGCCGCCACCAUCCCUGUGGGAGCGAGCGAGUGACAAAAAACCACCCUUACCCCUCUGCACCCCCCUCCACCCCUCUCCACCCCUCCAGAUGAACGUGCAUGCAGACGUGCCGCCACCAUCCCUGUGGGAACGGGUGACGUGUCGAUUUGGAGAUGGAUGGGCGGAUGAGAGCACGCAGCGAGGGAGAAGGAUUCACAAAAUUUGCCGCGCGUACAGCUCCGCCCUGCUUCAACCAUCUGAAUCACACAAUGCCUCAGCCCAGCCGAACGGGGUUGCGUUCACAACAACAACCGCCUCCCAGGGCAAUAUGACGCUGGUGGUGCAGCGAGGGGUGGUGCUGGGGGAUGGUGGGGAAGGGGACAGGCAGGGUGAGUUGGAAGGGAGGUUGAAGGAGGCAGCAGCAGCGGUGGAGGGGGGAGGGGCUGUACCCUUUACAGUGGCACCCAGGGUUGUUAGAGGGCUCAAGUUGCUUCCCGGCAAUAUGACCCUGGUAGUGCAGCGAGGGGUGGUGGUGGGGGGAGGUGGGGAGGGGGACAGGCAGGGUGAAUUGGAAGGGAGGUUGCGGGGGGGAGCAGCAGCGGUGGAAGAGGGAGGGGCUGUACCCUUUACAGUGGCACCCAGGGUUGUUAGAGGGCUCAAGGUGCUCCUGUGGAGUGGUGAGAUGGAGGGGCGGUUGAAGGAGGGAGCAGCAGCAGUGGUGGAGGAGGGGGGUGCUGUGCCCUUUACAGUGGCACCCAGGGUUGUUAGAGGGCUCAAGUUGCUUCCCGUGGAGUGGAGUUGUUGA
Molecule: messenger RNA, 1293 nt
Organism: Closterium sp. Yama58-4
Lineage: Eukaryota; Viridiplantae; Streptophyta; Zygnematophyceae; Desmidiales; Closteriaceae
Source: the annotation of a GenBank genome assembly